AUGGUAUCGUAUAAAUUGGUUGGAAUUCUUCUGGCCAUGGUGUCAUGUCUUCUUGCAUCAGGUCAAACCGCUUCUACCAGCAAGGAACGUCUAGCAGGCCUUUACGUCAAGGACAGCACUAAUGGUAAUGGUGAAUUACGUUUUUUGGCCUCCAAUGCCCAAAUAAAUCAGCUGAUCAACCAGAAACAGGAAGUGUUGGAACAACUUCGACCCACUACCACUGGAACUGGAAAUGUUAACCCCAUUAUUAUCAACACGGCAACUGCUACAGCAACUGCCACUGGCACUGCAGGAACCGCUGUUACAGGUACAGGAGGUAUCGUUACUACGGGUGGCAACAACAAUCUAAACACCAUCAUCACUCAGGGUUCACCCAUUGCCGCUUUGUUGCCUCAGAUUAUAGGCCAGACACUUGUAAGAGGAGGUCCCAGUGGUAACCGCCGCCGCGUUUCAAAUAGACGGCGUGGAAAUCGUCGCCCCGGAAACAGACAAGUCCUCAGAGGUAGAAGGAGGAACAGACCCCAAGUUAUUGUAGCCCGACCCCAGAGAGGAUAG
This is a messenger RNA of Stomoxys calcitrans (stable fly), 555 nucleotides long. RefSeq lists its product as uncharacterized. NCBI's taxonomy places the organism in Eukaryota, Metazoa, Arthropoda, Insecta, Diptera, Muscidae. Bases 1 to 555 code for a protein of 184 amino acids. The record is from RefSeq and is a predicted model, not a curated record. The transcript is spliced from 2 exons.